GCGCCUCAUUUACUUUUUGUUUUUGGAAAGAAAUAUCCAACCUCGGGCUUCGAAAACUAUAAAACGCCACUGCCACCCCAUUUCUCUCCUCCUUCAUCAUCCUUAUCGGCUAUUGCCAUUUUCAACUUUCCUCUCCACACUUUCCUGGCUGAAAUUAAAAUUCCUGCAUUCAAGGAUUUCUUCUUACUUUUAUCUCUCAAAAAUCUCACACGUCGCCGACUACUAACUGUCACAAAUCUUGAUUUUCCUCAGCCUUUUUUCUCUCCAAUUUUCUUCAUCUUUUUCCCCUCUUAAACCAAACAUGCACUGCAAACAUUCGUCUCUUCCAUUUCCAUUGACAAUUUCAUCUAUACCCACUAAGUCAAAUCCUCAAUUUCCUACCAAAAAACCAAUCUUUUUCACUUCUCUAAAAAAUUCAUCUACUUUCUUGACAAUUUCAUUGACACCCACCAAGCCAAAUCCUCAAUUUUAUCAUAAAAAUCCAAUCUUUUUCACUUCUGCACAGUAUUCUGCAAAUGGGGGUUACUCUAAUUCAACUUCAAGAACUACAAAAACAAACCUUUCCUCAGUUUCUUGCUUAAUCACGGAAGAACCACCAUUGGAUGAAAGGUUAAGUGUUGUUGACAAAGUUCAAAGUUUAUCUUUGGAAUUUAGGUCCUUAUCAGAACCAAUUGAUAGAGUUAAAAGAUUAUUACACUAUGCAAGUAGACUCUCUCCAUUAAAUGAGUCAUCAAGGUUACAAGAAAACCAAGUUUUUGGGUGUACAACACGGGUUUGGUUAGAAGUUAGGAUGGAUAAUAAGGGUUAUAUGAGGUUUAGAGUAGAUAGUGAUUCAGAAAUUACAAAGGGGUUUUGUUCUUGUUUGAUAUGGGUACUUGAUGGUGCAAAACCAGAAGAAAUUCCAAGUGUUACAGCUGAGGAUUUUGCAGAUAUGAAUGUGGGGUUACCUAAAAAAGGACGUUCAAGAGUUAAUACUUGGCAUAAUGUGUUGUUUAGUCUGCAAAAUAGGACUCAAGAUUGUGUUCAGGAGAGGAAGAGAGCUUUGUCUUUAGAAGAUCCAAAGGGAUCUGAGGUUGGUGUUAAGUAGCAAUUUAUAUUUUAUUGGCUUGUUUAUGUUUUUGGUUGAAUGUAGUACACCAUGAUCAUUGGAAGAUCCAAAGGGAUCUUUGAAUUCUGCUUUUAAAGAAAUAAGUUUGUACCUUUAAUGAUGGACUACAUGAUAUAAUACUUU
Messenger RNA from Lycium barbarum (goji berry), 1231 nucleotides. Its product is annotated as sufE-like protein 2, chloroplastic. NCBI's taxonomy places the organism in Eukaryota, Viridiplantae, Streptophyta, Magnoliopsida, Solanales, Solanaceae. The record is from RefSeq and is a predicted model, not a curated record. The transcript has a single exon. The coding region runs from base 302 to 1087 and encodes 261 amino acids.